This is a messenger RNA of Bombina bombina (fire-bellied toad), 723 nucleotides long. RefSeq lists its product as uncharacterized. The transcript has 2 exons. The coding region runs from base 1 to 588 and encodes 195 amino acids. The record is from RefSeq and is a predicted model, not a curated record. Lineage: Eukaryota; Metazoa; Chordata; Amphibia; Anura; Bombinatoridae.
AUGGGGCAAGGAAAAUGGAACAGAUGGCAGGACAAUGAGAAUACAGAGGAGCAGGAUAACAAGGAUAUAGAUGAGCAGAAGAAUACAGAGGAGCAGGAAAAUACAGAGCAGCAGGAGAAUACAGGGGAGCAGGAGAAUGAGAAUACAGAGGAGCAGGACAAUGAAAAUACUGAGGAGAAUGACAAUGAGAAUACAAAUACAGAGGAGCAGGAGAAUAAGAAUGCAGAGGAGCAUGAGAAUGAGAAUACAGAGAGAACUGAGGAGAAGGACAACAAGGAUACAGAGGAGCAGGACAAUGAGAAUACAGAGGAGCAGGACAAUGAGGAUACAGAGGAUCAGGACAAUGAGGAUACAGAGGAUCAGGACAAUGAGGAUACAGAGGAGCAGGACAACGAGAAUACAGAGGAGAAUGACAAUGAGAAUACAGUAGAGCAGGGCAAUGAAGAUACAGAAGAGCAGGGCAAUAAGGAUACAGAGGAGCAGAACAAUGAGAAUACAGAGGAGCAGGACAAUGAAAAUACAGAGGAACAGGACAAUUACAAUACAGAGGAGAAGGACAAUAAAAAUACAGAGGAACAGGGCAAUUAGAAUACAGAGGAGCAGGACAAUGAUAUUACAGUGGAGCAGGACAAUGAGAAUACAGAGGAGCAGGAGAAUGAGAAUACAGAGGAGCAGGACAAUGAGAAUACAGUAGAGAAGGACAAUGAAGAUACAGAGGAGCAA